Messenger RNA from Aspergillus ochraceoroseus IBT 24754, 4191 nucleotides. RefSeq lists its product as uncharacterized. The record is from RefSeq and is a predicted model, not a curated record. Gene Ontology annotation, cellular component: U1 snRNP; U2-type prespliceosome; commitment complex. Gene Ontology annotation, biological process: mRNA 5'-splice site recognition; RNA processing. Gene Ontology annotation, molecular function: ATP binding; nucleic acid binding; protein binding. Lineage: Eukaryota; Fungi; Ascomycota; Eurotiomycetes; Eurotiales; Aspergillaceae. The coding region runs from base 1 to 4191 and encodes 1396 amino acids. The transcript has 7 exons.
AUGGCGGAUUACAAUUAUGGAGGCUCCGAAGAGGAGAACGCAGAGCUGAAGAAGCUAGAGGCUGAGCUGCUCGAUGACCCCGAUAGUUUCGAGACCUGGGAAAGGCUCGUUCGUGCUGCAGAGGCCCUCGAAGGAGGAGUCAAUCGCAACUCUAAUCCACAGGCGAUCACAACUGUACGGAAUGUUUACGAUCGAUUCCUUGCCAAGUUUCCCUUGCUGUUUGGAUACUGGAAGAAAUAUGCCGACUUGGAGUUCUCUAUUACAGGCACUGAGGCUGCGGAUAUGGUCUACGAACGAGGCAUCGCUAGCAUUUCCCCCUCCGUCGACUUGUGGACCAACUACUGUUCCUUCAAAGCUGAAACCUCCCAUGACACCGACAAUAUUCGAGAACUGUUUGAGCGAGGGGCAAGCAGCGUUGGGCUAGACUUUCUCUCUCACCCGUUUUGGGAUAAGUACAUUGAAUAUGAGGAGCGCGUGGAAGCCUUUGAUAAAAUCUUUGGUAUCCUCGGGCGGGUAAUCCACAUCCCCAUGCACCAAUAUGCCCGGUACUUUGAGCGCUAUAGACAGCUUGCUCAAACGCGCCCCCUUGUGGAGCUGGCCCCUCACGAUAUUCUAUCCCAAUUCCGUGCGGAACUUGACGCCGCCGCAGGACAUGUGGCACCAGGUGCAAAGGCUGAAGCCGAGGUGGAACGAGAUUUGCGUCUCCGUGUGGACAGCUACCACCUGGAGAUUUUCUCCAAAACACAAACGGAGACAACCAAGCGCUGGACGUAUGAGUCGGAGAUCAAGCGCCCGUACUUCCACGUCACUGAGCUUGAUGAGGGCCAGCUGGCGAACUGGAGAAAGUACCUCGACUUCGAAGAGGCCGAGGACUCGUACUCGCGCACUCAGUUUUUGUAUGAAAGGUGCCUUGUGACAUGUGCCCACUACGACGAAUUCUGGCAGCGUUACGCCCGAUGGAUGUCCGCUCAGGCUGGAAAGGAGGAGGAAGUACGCAAUAUUUACCAGCGCGCUAGCUGUCUCUACGUGCCUAUCGCCAACCCAGCAACCCGUCUCCAGUAUGCCUACUUUGAAGAGAUGUCUGGUCGCGUGAGUGUUGCCAAGGAGAUCCACGAAGCUAUCCUCAUCAACAUUCCCAACCAUGUCGAAACCAUAGUAUCCUUGGCCAAUAUGUGCCGUCGUCACGGUGGCCUGGACGCUGCAAUUGACGUGUAUAAGACCCAGUUGGAUUCCCCACAGUCUGACCUGAGCACCAAGGCGGCCCUUGUCGCAGAAUGGGCGCGGUUGCUGUGGAAGAUCAAAGGUUCUCCCGAGGAGGCUCGCCAGGUUUUCCAGAAGAACCAGCAAUACUACCUGGACAGCCAGCCCUUCUGGCAAAACUAUCUCAGGUUUGAGCUAGACCAGCCCACAAGUGCUACCGCAGAGAACACUCAGUAUGAGCGGAUAAAGCAGGUGAUCGAGGAUAUUCGCUCGAAGAGCGCCCUUCCGUCGGAGAUCGUGAGAGGACUUGUCCAAACCUACAUGGUCUACUUGCUUGAGCGAGGAACGCAGGAUGCUGCGAAGGAGUACAUGACUCUUGACCGGGAAGUCCACGGUCCUGCCUCAGUAGCCCAUGCAAAGACCGGCGAAACAGUGCUGCCAACACCACCGCAAGCUGCCAACCAGCCCCCGUCCACUGAAAACUCCAUCCCCCCUGCCCCACAAACCAACGACUAUAACUACUACCAGCAAGCCCCGGUCAACGGCGUCUUCUAUCAGUGCCGUUGGUUUCCAACCUGCAUCAUGGACGGUAUCGGCGUAAAUGGCUCCAUAGCGAGCCCGCACCUGCCUCCUCAGCCGCCCCAAGAUCCUAUUGAACGACCUCCCACUCCUCCUCCACCUCCCCCAGAAGAGCCCGGUGCUCCUCCGCCGCCGCCAGACCUGUCCGCGCCUCCACCCCCACCCGAGGACCUUCCACCUGCUCCCCCUCCGCCUGAGACAAAGAAAAAGAAGGUAGGCUGGGGGGCGAAGCGUCCGACGGCGACGCCGCUGAGUGUGGAAGAGCUUGUACGGAAGAAGAGAGAGGCUGAUGCCGCUGCAGCUAAGCCAAAAUUUAUGUCCAAAGCGGACCGAGAGAGACUCGCUCUAGAAAAACGCGCGAAGGAAGUCGAAGCUGAGCGGAGGCUCAAGGCGAGCAGAACAUCUAACGGGGUAGAGAGUAACGGUACACGGUCUCCAUCCAUAGUUUCGGAGACACCCAAUGGCGAUUUACGAUCCAUACCUACGGGUCCUCGCGCCAUGCGGAACAGCGAUGCUCCCACGGCGCCCGCGGCCAUGCGCCAUUCUCAAUCUUCGAAGAACAACCAUGAUGCGCCGCCGCCUAAGUCACAGGAGACAAGAGGAGACAAACGCCCCUUAUAUGAGGAGGAAGCAGUGGCACAGGCUGCACUCGUGAAGCAGAGAUACAUGGGUGCGGAGCAGACCUCGAAUUUCUCGGCGAAGAAGAAGCGGAAGCGCACGACGGAUCGAAAAUUCAAUUUCGAGUGGAAUGUCGAAGAGGAUACCAGCGGCGACUAUAAUCCGUUAUAUCAGAAUCGACACGAAGCGCAUUUCUUCGGGCGCGGGCGUCUUGCAGGCUUUGGAGAUGAUGUUGCGGAUUCUGUGGCGCAGAAAUACGCCAGGGCGCUGGAGGACCGCGAUAGUGAGGCGGGUGGGAUUCGGGCGCGCGAGAUCCUGGAAAUGGAACGCCGGCGGAAGGAGGAGAGUACCCGGAACCAGUUGGACAAGCACUGGAGUGAGAAGAAGCUGGAGCAUAUGCGCGAGAGAGAUUGGCGUAUCUUUAAGGAGGACUUCAAUAUCAGUAACAAGGGUGGAAGUGUCCCGAACCCCAUGCGGUCAUGGGAGGAGUCUGGUCUGCCGAAGCGAUUGAUGGAACUCAUCAGCCGUGUGGGUUACAAGGAGCCUACUCCAAUUCAACGGGCUGCUAUCCCUAUCGCCUUGCAGUCCCGAGAUCUUAUCGGCGUUGCGGUUACUGGUUCGGGUAAGACCGCAUCCUUCUUACUGCCUUUGCUGGUCUAUAUCGCGGAACUGCCGCGGAUCGACGAGCUCGAGUCGCGCAAAAACGACGGGCCCUACGCGAUCGUUCUCGCCCCGACCCGUGAACUGGCGCAGCAAAUCGAAAUUGAAGCUAAAAAGUUCACGGAGCCUCUGGGAUUCAAUGUUGUCAGUAUUGUCGGGGGUCAUUCUUUUGAAGAACAAGCAUACAGUCUGCGCAACGGUGCCGAAAUUAUCAUCGCCACCCCUGGUCGUCUCGUCGACUGCAUCGAGCGCCGCCUGUUGGUCCUCAGCCAGUGCUGCUACGUGAUCAUGGAUGAAGCUGAUCGGAUGAUUGAUCUUGGUUUCGAGGAGCCUGUUAACAAGAUCCUUGAUGCACUUCCUGUCUCCAACGAAAAGCCGGACAGUGAAGAGGCCGAAGACUCGUACGCGAUGAGUCGACACGUCGGACUCGGGAUGAAAGACCGCUAUCGUCAGACCAUGAUGUACACGGCCACGAUGCCUUCGGCCGUGGAGCGGAUCGCGCGAAAGUACCUCCGUCGACCGGCGAUCGUUACCAUCGGAAGCGCCGGUGAAGCCGUUGACACGGUCGAGCAGCGUGUCGAGAUGGUGGCUGGGGAGGACAAGCGCAAGAAGCGACUCGGUGACAUUCUGUCUUCCGGCGAAUUCCGCGCGCCGAUUAUCGUCUUCGUCAAUAUCAAGCGCAACUGCGAUGCCAUCGCGCGCGAAAUCAAACAAUGGGGGUUCUCCUCCGUGACGUUGCACGGAAGCAAAACGCAGGAGCAGCGUGAAGCCGCUCUUGCCUCCGUGCGCAACGGCUCGACGGAUGUCCUUGUCGCUACGGAUCUCGCAGGUCGUGGUAUUGAUGUGCCCGAUGUCAGUCUCGUCGUUAACUUUAACAUGGCCACUUCGAUCGAAAGUUAUACGCAUCGUAUCGGUCGUACUGGUCGUGCGGGUAAGAGUGGUGUGGCUAUUACCUUUUUGGGUAAUGAGGAUGCAGACGUCAUGUACGACCUCAAGCAAAUGCUGAUCAAAUCGCCGAUUUCACGAGUCCCGGAUGAAUUGCGCAAACACGACGCGGCUCAGUCCAAGUCUACGCGAGGCCUACCGAAGAAGAUUGAUGACAGCUCGACGUUUGGAGGUAAGGGCGGGUGGUAG